Molecule: messenger RNA, 1598 nt
Organism: Mangifera indica (mango)
Lineage: Eukaryota; Viridiplantae; Streptophyta; Magnoliopsida; Sapindales; Anacardiaceae
Product: cytochrome b561 and DOMON domain-containing protein At5g35735-like
Exons: 3
Coding region: 157-1350 (397 amino acids)
Source: RefSeq, a predicted model, not a curated record
CUUCGAAUCCAAAGUUCCAACUUUCAUUUCACAAUUUCGGUGCUUUCUGGGAGAGAAAGCCAGAUACUGGAAACUUGUUUUUCCUUUUCUUUUUUAAGUGUUUUGAUCUAGUAGCAUCUUGGAAUUCUGUUAUAACUUGAAAUCUAAUUGAUCAGCAUGGAUAUAUCUUUAAAAUCUGCCUUGUUUUGUUGUGUUUUGUUUGCUGUUUGUGUUUCAUCCUAUGGCCAGAAUUGCCAUGGCUAUAGUUUUACAAGCAAUAAACAAUAUAGUUUAUGCAGUGAUCUACCUGUAUUGAAUUCAUUUCUCCACUGGAAUUAUGAUUCAGCUACUACUACAGUUGAUCUUGCAUUUCGUCAUACUGGAACUACUUCAUCGCAAUGGGUAGCUUGGGCCCUGAACCCUUCUGGACAAUUUAUGGGAGGGUCUCAGUGCCUUGUGGCUUUGCAAACUUCCGCCGGUGUUCGUCCUUACACCGCACCGAUAGGUGCCUCCGAAUCGAUGCCACAGUUGACAGAGGCUAAUUUGACCUUCGGAGUUUCAAACCUUUCGGCUACUUUGGAGGGUGGUGAAAUGAUCAUCUUUGCCAAACUGCAACUUACUAGUGAAUUUUUAUCAACCAACCAGCUUUGGCAAGUAGGUCCGAUGAAUGGAGAUAGCCCUGGUAUGCAUCCCACAAGUGGAGAUAAUGUAAGAUCAGUUUCAACCGUUAAUUUCGCCAGUGGUGAGACUACAGCUGGUGGAAGCAGUAUCAACUCCAGAAUUAGAAAGAGGAAUAUUCAUGGAGUGCUAAACGCUGUGAGUUGGGGAACCCUUAUGCCGAUUGGGGCCAUGAUGGCUAGGUACCUUAGGGUGUUCAAGUCUGCAAAUCCAGCAUGGUUUUACCUUCAUAUUGCCUGCCAAACUUCGGCCUAUAUUGUGGGUGUUGCUGGGUGGGCAACUGGUAUCAAGCUUGGCAACGACAGUCCUUCCGUUCAAUAUGACACACACAGGAAUAUUGGCAUAACCCUCUUUGCCCUUGGCACACUUCAGAUGUUUGCAUUGCUUUUGAGGCCAAAGCCUGAUCACAAAUACAGAUUAUACUGGAACAUCUACCACCAUGCUGUCGGGUACACAGUGAUCAUUUUGAGCAUCUAUAACGUCUUUGAGGGUCUUGACAUAUUGGAGCCAGCCAAGAAGUGGAAGAGGAUAUAUAUAGGUAUUCUUAUUUUCUUGGCUGCAGUUGCUGUCAUAUUAGAAGCCAUAACUUGGAUAAUAGUUAUAAAGAGGAAACAGAAGACUUCAGAGAAGAACCAUCAGAGCAUGGAUGGAACAAAUGGAGUGAAUGGCCGUGGGCCUCAUCAUGAUGCCUAGACACGGUAGUUUUUGUGUAUGUAUAGCAGGAUUACUACUGUCUGUUCUUUCUCUCUACCUCUCUCUCUCUCUUGUAAUCUACUGUAUCAUUUUUACAGUCCAUUACAUUACACCGUCUGAUUUAUAUAGAAAUUCCGAGAGCUUACUAUUUUUUGUUAUGUUAUUUUUAGUUGUGCUUAUGAGGUGAGAUAGGUUGUAAUUUUUUACCAUAUAUACAUGGAUAGAUCCCAUUGAGUUUUCUUUUUGAA